Messenger RNA from Phaeodactylum tricornutum CCAP 1055/1, 342 nucleotides. RefSeq lists its product with no specific name. The transcript has a single exon. Bases 1 to 342 code for a protein of 113 amino acids. NCBI's taxonomy places the organism in Eukaryota, Bacillariophyta, Bacillariophyceae, Surirellales, Neidiaceae. The record is from RefSeq and is a predicted model, not a curated record.
AUGUCGGAGCCUGCCUUUUCCUUAUUCGUGACACUAAAAUUUUCUGACUCGCAAUUCAAAGAAGAUUUCCUUCGAGACAUUGCUCUUGUCGCCACGCACGUCCGCAAUAGCGAGCCGGAUACUCUAUCCUAUGAAGUGCUCCUCUCGGACAAGGACGAUUUGACCGUAGUGGUGAUGGAGCGGUACAGGGAUAAGGAGCACGCCUUUUUAAGGGUGCAUCGGAAUUCUCAGCCUUUUCAAGAGUUUCGACCAAAGCUAAAGGCCAUGCAGGAUGAUGGUAAAGUUACUAUAUCGGGGGAGUCGUUUCUGGAUUCAGGAAUUGGCUUCGGUGAUCGCGCGUGA